CGUUUGGUAUAGUGUGAUCUCUGGUAGUUGUGAUAGCAGACUCCCUGAAUCUCAGUGCUAUAUUGUCGUCUGAUAUAGCCGCACAGUAGCUCGACUGACGGGCGGUGACCCCGCCUGAGUCCCCGCGGGCUCGCCAUGUCGCCGAUCCACUGGCGCUCGUCGGACGGUGCCGUGGAGCGGACCCUGCUGCCGGCCGAGACGGACCGCUCCGCCGGCGGGGACGGUCCGCCUGAGCCGGCCGGCCUCUGCCAGCCCGGCGCCCGCUGUCGACUGCUGGUGGAGACGGAGCCGGACUGCCCGCCGCCGGCCGGCCUGGACCUCAGCGACCCCGCGGUGACCGCCUGGCUGCCGGCCGGCGCCGCUACUAUCGGAGAGGCCGACACGGAGCUGGACCGGCUGCUGGAGCGGUGUCUGCGCUCCCUGCGGCCCGCCGACCGCUGCCGGGUGGUGCUGCGGCCGCGGACAGACCGGCUGCCCGCCGCCGCGCGCGCCGCAGGGGAGGGGGUGGUGCUGACACUGCGACUGACAGUACUGGAGGUGGAGGGCGGACGGCCGGACGCGCGGCUCUCACAGUCGGAGCGGCUGGCAGUCGCCGAGGCGUCCCGUCUCAGAGGGAACGAGCUGUUCGCGGCCGGCCGGGACGUGGACGCGCUGUACCGGUACCGGCGCGCGCUGGCGCUGCUGGUCUAUAUACUCCCCGAGGGACUGAGUGAGGCGGAGCGGGCGGCGGUCGCCAGCGCGCGGCUCGCCUGCCGCGCCAACCUGUCUGCCGUGCUGCUGCGCCGCGGCCGUCACGAGGCGGCGCGCGCGGCCGCCUCGCGGGUGCUCAUUGAGCAGCCGAACCACGUGCGGUGCCUGUACCGGCGCGGCGCGGCAAACCUGGCGCUACAGGACCACGAGGACGCCGAGCGGGACCUGCGCCGGGUGCUGGAACUGGACCCGGGCAACGCGGCCGCCGCCCGGCAGAUGGCGCUGCUCGAUAAACGGAAACGCGACGUGGACCAGCACACGGCCAACUUCAUGACAAAGUACUUCCAGCAGUAAGCCGCGCCGCCGCUGGUGUAUGGAUGGACCUUUUACCGGCGGAAGUGGCGAGGGCUAUAUGGCCAUACGUAUGCACCAUUCAGGUGGAGGUGAUGAGGCAGGGAGUGGACACUCUAAGCAGAGCCACGACAGACGACAUUGUAAGCCGCACCGUCUCCCUGUUACGUUUAGUCGCCUAUUAUGCUGCCGUUAGGUCAGCGGUCGUGAUGGGAUCAGCGAUUCUGGACUUAACCGACCUCCUCGCAUGCAUAUGACAUUUCAGAGAAGAUAGCCGGGCCUGCAGCAGAUGUAUUAGCGUACCGGGACGGCUGGGACCACUUCUGCGCCUGCCAUCUAUCGGGCAGUGUUUGAAACUACAGCGGGCGCCGGCCGGCCGCGCCGCGCGGCGCCGUUACCGGGCUAUGGAGGCGAAUGAAGUGGUGUAAAACCAGACGAAUUUUACGCUUGUAAAGCAAAAAACGAAAAAUGUACACUCACCACAGUGUUCAGCAAAGUACUGGGAACAAUAUGGAUAUAAUUUAAAGCUAGUACGAUGCGAACUGUUGGUUCCCUAGAGCAGUAUUUACCUACAUACUUGUAGGAGAUAGGACUUUAACAUUACGGGAGCUUCUAAACUGCGCUCGCAAUGUACUUGGUUGUAAAUAUUUUCGUUUAGAGGCAAAAAUCUAAAAAUGUACAGUCAGAGCGUUGUUCCCAAUGCUUCUAGGUACACAAUGAACAUAAAUUUAGCUCAAAAUGUCAUCACACAUUGGUUCCCAGUCCAGUUUAAAACGACACUUUGUGCCGCAGAGCCUAUCUCUUCCAAUGGAUGGCGGCUGGGUGGCGGUUGUAGUGGUGGACAAGACAAUUCUUGAGUGAAAUGAAAUCAUUUGCUUUCAAAGAAGAAUUUUGAAGAACUUGUAAUAAUUGACAAAUGAUCGUUAAUUACAGUGUAUAAUUUCAAGUUCAUGGCAAAUGAAAAUAUUUUAAACAAUGCUAGUGAACCCCAGUACCGCCGCGCGAGAAAGCAAGUACUCGACGCACGGUCUGCCCGCCACUUCUGAAAAUGGUCCGCGGCCGGCCGGCCGCGACCCGACACGGCGCCGUGUAGGUGCCAUCGUGGCCGGACUGGCUACCCGCAGUACCUGCUGGUGUGCGAUGAACCGGGUAUUGUUAUGGUCUGGAACGAACUGUUACGUCUGUACCCCACGGGGCCGGCUAAUUCCUCCACCUCAGCCUGUGCUGAGUGCGGGGUUUGAUGCUGCCAGCGCUCUUCCAAUACGCGUUGUUAUACAGAUAUGGGGCAUUGCUUUGUGAUAUAAUAAAGCAGUUUUGUGAUAA
Messenger RNA from Amphibalanus amphitrite, 2364 nucleotides. RefSeq names its product FK506-binding protein-like. Gene Ontology annotation, molecular function: protein binding. The record is from RefSeq and is a predicted model, not a curated record. The transcript has a single exon. Bases 136 to 1044 code for a protein of 302 amino acids. Lineage: Eukaryota; Metazoa; Arthropoda; Thecostraca; Balanomorpha; Balanidae.